UUCAUCUGAGUAUCUCUCUGUCUCUCUGUUUUUUGGUCUGUCUGUCUGUCUGUCUGUCAAAUCUAUAUAUUUCAUACAUAUGAACUAUUACAAGCUAUAGAUACGAAAGUCUGUUAUAUAUCAAUUAGACCCACACGGGUCUCUAAAAAAUUAUCAACUUAGGUUGCAUGCAAUUGGACACUAUAUAUGUCACUAAUGUCAUUUUCUUUGCUUCGUGAGUGGUUCAUCUUCUGGAUGAGAACCUUUGGAGAGCUACAGCGAAUCUUCUUCUCCAGUAGCACUUGAGAUCUUGGUCACUGUUACCGAGGUUGAUGUUUUUACUUAGUUGAGAUAAUUGAGACAGGAAUGAUUGUGCGUGUCUCCCCCAACGACCGAAGUGUUCCAUAACUAGAGGCACGAAGUUGAGGCAUACUCCACCCGGCAGGAUCUUUGACUGGUAUUUCUCGACUUUCCUCUCUUCCCUUCUUGCCGCUGCUGCCCCGUCUUCUCGGGCUGCUCUUGACAAGAUAUCGGCACACCAUGGGUCUCCAGAUGGUUUGUGCUUACUUACAUGCAGCAAUGACAACAUUCUACGUCUCUUCAACUUGCCACAGCAUCUCACUUUCUUUCCAUUUCAACAGUUUGAUCAGACAGAAAUAUCGGCUGUGUUGCAAAUGAAGGAAGCAGACACAAUCUACGACUACUGCUGGUAUCCUGCCAUGCACUCAUCUGACCCACAAACAUGCUGUUUGGUUAGUUCUGCUAAGGAUCAGCCGAUUCACAUGUUUGAUGCAUUUUCUGGAUCAUUGAGAGGCUCGUAUUGUUCUUAUAAUCAUCUGGAUGAAGUAACGUCUGCUUACAGUCUUGCAUUCUCUCCAGACGGCAGUCAAUUGUUCAGCGGAUUUAAUCAAUUGCUGAGAAUAUUUGAUGUGACGAGACCGGGACGUUUUGCUGAGCUAAGAUCAACAAUGACUGAUCAUGGUGGAAUUAGUGGUAUUAUAUCUUGUAUUGCUUUCAGUCCGACAGAAACUGGUGUUUAUGCUCUUGGAUCUUAUAAUAAAUCAAUAGCCAUAUAUUCUCCAGAUGGUAGCGUAAUAUGCGUUCUGCAAGGCCAACGUGGUGGAGUAACUCACAUUAUGUUUUCACCUGAUGGCAACAGACUGUACACUGGAGGCAGGAAGGAUGCUGAAAUUUUGUGUUGGGAUGUUAGAGAGCCUGGGCGUGUGUUGUUUAAAGUCGUCAGAGACGUUGAGACCAAUCAAAGAAUAUACUUUGAUCUUGAUCGUUCUGGUCGAUAUCUAGUAUCUGGCCAUCACAGUGGGCUGGUUACGGUGUGGGACACUGAUGAGAUACGACAGUGCGAUGACUCUGCGGACAAUGUUGCACAAUGUGUGAAGGAGUUUUCUUCCCAUAAGGAUACAGUCAACGGAGUCAGUUUUCAUCCGUGGUUACCAAUGUUGGCGACAUCUUGUGGACAGAGACAGUUUUUACUUGAUUCGUCAGACGACAGUCUGGCUGACUUGGAUGUUAGUCAUAGGGAAGAGAAUUCAGUUUGCUUAUGGUCACUGUCUUAGUUGAUUUUUAUACUUAUACUUGUGUAUCAUACUUAUACUUGUGUAUCAUACUUAUACUUGUGUAUCAUACUUAUACUUGUGCAUCAUACUUAUACUUGUGUAUCAUAC
This is a messenger RNA of Corticium candelabrum, 1661 nucleotides long. RefSeq names its product telomerase Cajal body protein 1-like. Gene Ontology annotation, cellular component: Cajal body. The record is from RefSeq and is a predicted model, not a curated record. Gene Ontology annotation, molecular function: RNA binding; protein binding. Lineage: Eukaryota; Metazoa; Porifera; Homoscleromorpha; Homosclerophorida; Plakinidae. The transcript is spliced from 9 exons. Gene Ontology annotation, biological process: Cajal body organization. Bases 654 to 1553 code for a protein of 299 amino acids.